GUGCCCCGCGGUGAUCACGUGGGUCUCCCUCACCGUCCCGGACUCUCAGUGUCUGGAAUCACCGCCGCUGUUGUCUGCUGUGGAAAUGGUUUAUUAUUUCACCAGUAAUGUUGCUUCUUCACCUUACACGAUAUAUAUGGGAAAAGAUAAAUAUGAAAAUGAGGAUCUAAUCAAGUAUGGAUGGCCAGAAGAUGUUUGGUUUCAUGUAGAUAAAUUAUCUUCAGCUCAUGUAUAUCUUCGAUUAUACAAGGGUCAAGUAAUUGAUUCCAUUCCAAAGGAAGUACUAAUUGAUUGUGCUCAGCUAGUUAAAGCCAAUAGCAUUCAAGGGUGCAAAAUGAAUAAUAUAAAUGUUGUGUACACUCCAUGGUCCAAUCUAAAGAAGACUGGUGACAUGGACGUGGGACAAAUAGGAUUUCACAAGCAAAAGGACGUGAAGGUAAUUGCAGUGGAGAAAAAGAUAAAUGAAAUUUUAAACCGGUUGGAGAAAACCAGAAGUGAACGAUUUCCAGAUUUGGCAGCUGAGAAGGAAUCCAGAGAUCGUGAAGAGCAGAAUGAGAGAAAAGCACAAAUUCAAGAAAUGAAACGAAAGGAAAAAGAAGAAAUAAAGAGAAGAAAAGAAAUGGAGGAACUUAGGUGCUAUUCUAGUCUUAUGAAAUCUGAAAACAUGAGUAGCAAUCAGGAUUGUGGUUAUGACUCUGACGAUUUCAUGUAAAGUCUGCUCAAAGCUAUCACAUAGACAUUUUAAAUUGGAAGAUUUUUGGCCUACCGCAAAACCCCUUUUGCUUUUGACAGUUUCCUGAGGGGACCAGUACCUUUUUGAGAUUGAAGAUUUUUAUUUUUUCCUUUGAUCUACUAAGUGGAAAAUUAAACUUGUAAGUGCUUUUUCCAUUUGAAAAAAAAUUCAUUUGUGAAUUCAUAGUUUUGACAUGCUUGGUGUGGAUGCUCAUUUAAAAGAACGGCUUAUUGCCAGAAAUACUUCAGCUGGUGUUUUUCUUUAAACUGCCUAGUAAAUGAACUAUUAAAAUAAUUAAAUCUCAUCCAAGAGAAAUUUGAUUCUUAUUUUGAGCAAUAUUCACAACAGUGUCUGGUCACAAGUUAUGUUGCACCUAACGAGAAGUUAAAGCAGUGUGGAAAUAUUUUACUUGAAAUCACUUGCUCUUCAACUUAAUUAUGCUUAAUCAAAUCAAUAUUACAAUAAUUUAUUGAAAUGACAUUGCAUUUAAGUAAAAAUGGAUUAAAAUUAUACAAUUUGGAAACUGAAGAAAGAAUGAGUCUUGCAGCUAAAAUGUUAGUCUGUUUUGACUAAUCAAUGCUGGUUGACCUGAUAUCUUUUAAGUAUUUUCUUUAAGUAUAUGGUAGGUUAUUGAGAAUUGAAAAUUCUCUAGACUGCCACUUGUUAUGGAACCAGUACAGGUGAUGCAUGGUCUCUUCCUCUCUGAAGUAGAAGAUUUUUGUUGCAAGGCUACACCAGAUCUUCUUUGUAUGGUAUAACCUUUGUUACAUCUUAUUGUAAUGUUUGUUCCGUUCAGCCCAACCCAGGGCGAAAGGUGACAAGAAUGAACUCUGAAAAUAAAA
Messenger RNA from Mobula hypostoma (lesser devil ray), 1575 nucleotides. It is a transcript of the gene ccdc25, whose product is annotated as coiled-coil domain containing 25. NCBI's taxonomy places the organism in Eukaryota, Metazoa, Chordata, Chondrichthyes, Myliobatiformes, Myliobatidae. The transcript is spliced from 9 exons. Bases 86 to 712 code for a protein of 208 amino acids. The record is from RefSeq and is a predicted model, not a curated record.